This is a messenger RNA of Zootoca vivipara (common lizard), 6257 nucleotides long. It is a transcript of the gene PLCD1, whose product is annotated as phospholipase C delta 1. Gene Ontology annotation, molecular function: calcium ion binding; phosphatidylinositol-4,5-bisphosphate phospholipase C activity. Lineage: Eukaryota; Metazoa; Chordata; Lepidosauria; Squamata; Lacertidae. The record is from RefSeq and is a predicted model, not a curated record. Gene Ontology annotation, cellular component: plasma membrane. Gene Ontology annotation, biological process: lipid metabolic process; intracellular signal transduction.
GACAAGACAGGCAGGCACUGAGGAGAAAGGAGAAGAAGGGAAAAGAAAAGGCAAUGCCAUAAAAUGCCCUUCCAGUGCCAUGUCACAUGCCAGGCAAUCCAGUUUUAAUUGCUGGGGAACUUUGUCCCUCCCUUGCCUGAGGAUUGGAGCAGCACAACAAGUGCAGUAUAACUCAGAGAGUCUGUUGCAUCCUCCUGUGCUGGCCUGACUGGUGCAAGAGAACUGCGAUUGCCUCACGCCGCACUCCUUCAUUUGAAGCCGGCCUCCUCCUGUGUUUCUGUUUCUGCUGUCGCUGGAGUGCCUUUUUGCACGAGUUGUUUAACCACACAAGGACUUUGCGGCAGCCCCAGGGCGACCAGGGAGCCGGCUGGGCUGGGGACUGACUCCCCGAUGCUUGUCCUUGCCCGGGCGCCUCUCCCCGAGGGACAUGCAGUGUUUCAGAAGGCAGCCCAAACUCAGCAAGUCCCAGGAAAACCUCUUGCUGGAAGAGAGCAGGAAGGUGGCAGCUCUGAAUGGGAAAAGACUGGGUCUGCAAGAUGAUAAGGACCUCAAGUUUCUCCUGCGUGGAGGCCACCUGCUGAAGGUCAAGUCCAACUCCUGGAGGAGAGAGAGGUUCUACAAACUCCAGGAAGACUGCAAGACCAUCUGGCAGGAGUCCAAGAAGAUGCUGAGGUCUCCUGAAUCACAGCUCUUUUCCAUCGAGGAUAUCCAAGACGUCAGGGCAGGCCACAGGACGGAAGGGAUGGAAAGAUACUGCAAGGAUGUACCCGAGCAUCGCUGCUUUUCCAUCAUCUUCAAAGACCACAGGAAGAAUCUGGACCUCAUAGCUGGCUCUGAAGCUGAUGCCAAUCACUGGGUGGCAGGCCUGGCCAAGAUCAUCACAAAGAGCAACUCCAUGAGCCAGCGGCAGAAAUUACAACACUGGAUACACGCCUGCUUGCGGAAGGCAGAUAAGAACAAAGACAACAAGAUGAGCUUUAAAGAGCUCAAGAACUUUAUGAAAGAAGUCAACAUACAAGUUGAUGACAACUAUGCCCGGAAUAUCUUUGAGCAAUGCGACAAAUCCCAGACGGAUACUUUGGAAGACGACGAGAUCGAGGAAUUCUAUAGGAUACUGACCGAACGGAGCGAGAUCGACGAGAUCUUCUCUGAGCACUCCAAUGGCCAAGCGAUGAUGUCACUGGAGGAUCUGGUGAGGUUCCUUCGAGAAGAACAGCGCGAGGAGGAUGCAGGGCCUGAACUGGCCCUCUCUCUGAUAGAGAGAUACGAACCCAACGGAAGCGUCAAGGGACAAAACGUCAUGACCAAAGAUGGCUUCCAGAUGUAUUUGCUGUCUUCCCACGGAAAUGUAUUCAAUCAAGCUCACAUCCCUGUGUACCAGGACAUGACCCAGCCGCUGAGCCACUAUUACAUAUCGUCUUCACACAACACCUACCUCAUGGAGGACCAGCUGAGAGGACCCAGCAGCACCGAGGCUUACAUCAGAGCCCUGACCAAAGGCUGCCGGUGUGUAGAGCUGGAUUGCUGGGACGGGCCGAAUUCGGAGCCCGUCAUUUACCACGGCUACACGCUCACCUCCAAAAUCCUCUUCUGCGAUGCCAUCAAAGCCAUCAAGAACUACGCUUUCAAAACCUCUCCUUAUCCUGUCAUCAUAUCCCUGGAGAACCACUGUAGUCUUGAGCAGCAGAAAACGAUAGCAUACCACAUGCACAACAUCUUGGAAGACAUGCUGCUGGUGGUGCCAGUCGACUCAGAUGCGUCCGAGCUCCCUUCGCCGGAGCAAUUAAAGGGGAAAAUUCUCGUGAAAGGGAAGAAGCUGAGCCCAGAGACGGAAGAAGUCUCUGAUGAGGAUGAAGCAGCUGAAAUGGAAGACGAAACUGUGAAGAUCGAGGUGGAGACGAAAAGGACGAGUGAAAAACUGAAGCUUGCCCAGGAGCUAUCUGACACGGUGGUCUACUGCAAAAGCGUCCACUUCCAAGGUUUCAGUAAUGCCGAUUACAAUGAAAUGUCAUCCUUUAGUGAAAGCAAAGCUUUGAAGCUGGCCCAGGAAUCUGGGACCGACUUCAUCCAUCACAACAUCAGGCAUCUGAGCAGAAUCUACCCUGCGGGAUGGAGGACGGAUUCGUCUAACUACAACCCUGUUGACAUGUGGAAUGUGGGGUGCCAGAUUGUUGCCUUGAAUUUUCAGUCCAAGGGAACCGAUAUGGAUGUCUACCAAGGCCGAUUCCAGGAAAACGGCUUUUGUGGGUACGUCCUAAAGCCGGAAUUUCUGCGGGACGAGCAGUCCAGGUUCAACCCCAAGGCCAUCUCCGAAGGGCCGUGGUGCACCCGGAAGAAACUCCAGGUGAAGGUCAUCACAGGCCAGCAACUGCCCAAGGUGAACAAGAGCCAAAACUCUAUUGUGGACCCCAGGGUGAUAAUCGAGAUCCACGGCAUCCAGAGGGACAAUGAGAAGAAGCAAACCACCGUCAUUGACAACAACGGCUUUAACCCCAGAUGGGAUGAAGUGUUUGAGUUUGACAUCGACGUCCCGCAGCUCGCUCUGGUUCGUUUCAUGGUGGAAGACUUUGACGCGUCGACCAAAAAUGACUUUAUCGGGCAAUUCACAACUCCCUUCACAAGUCUGAAGCAAGGCUAUCGCCACAUUCAUCUCUUGACAAAGAAUGGAGACCAGUACCCUUCUGCCACGCUCUUUGUGCACAUCAAUAUUACGGAUGCUUAGUAAAAGGACAAUUUUCUCAGACCGCUCAAGGGGGAGGUCCCUGCUAUCCCUUUCCAAAUGAACCUGCCUACCAAGCUGGGAAGAGAGAGACCUCAAACACUACCCUGGUUUUUUUGCCGAUGUGGAAUCUCCACAACAUCCCCGGAGAGCAGGAAGUGGACAGAUGAGUCGAGCCAACCACCGCAGAGGUCGUUGUGCCAGCCGCCUUGCUGCGUUUAGAAAGCAUCGUGGAGAAGUGCUGUUCCAAGUGCCUAUAAAAUGCCAUGUUCUGUUGUGGUUGGGAAGCUGGGCUAUCCUCCUUACCAUGGGUAGGAAAACUAAGGGCCGGGGGACGGAUCCAGCCCAAUCCCCUUCUAAAUCCGGCCCGCGGACAGUUCGGGAAUCAGCGUGUUUCUACAUGAGUAGAAUGUGUCCUUUUAUUUAAAAUGCAUCUCUGGGUUAUUUGUGGGGCAUAGGAAUUCGUUCAUUAUUAUUUUUUAAUAUAGUCCGGCCCCCCACAAGGUCUGAAGGACAGUGGACCGGCCCCCUGCUGAAAAAGUUUGCUGACCCUUGCUCCUUAUCCCACCUGCCGUUUCUGGGGGAAAGGAGAAGAAGCACCAGCUUUGCAAUCAUAGAGAGAAGCACAGGGACAGCCGCGGGAGAUUGUUACUUCAGUCCCUUAAGGCUGGGAGGUCCACACACUGGCCACUGCCCCCCCCUUUGUUGUCUCUGAAGACCUCAUCUGGACUGUAGCACUAGCUUCAGGCAUCUUCUGAGUCAGAUCCGAGAUGUGGCUUCCCCACUUCUGUGUCCUUUCCGCUUGUUUCCAUGCCUCUGUUUCCUCCCUUAUGACCGAUGGUUCCUGACUGCCUUGCGCACUCGGGCAGCAAAGCGCCAGUUCUUCCUGACGUCACCUUUCAGGGUUUUCACUUUUUAAAGUUUCCAGUCCUUACGAUAUGUAAGGUAAGCUGAAAAGCGUAAAGGCGGUUUGCGAUGCAAUUUUGAAAGCUAAGGAAAGUUCUUGAACGACGUGUCCAUACGUACACACAGUUUUAAGAAAGCGCGCAUUCCGCUGCUGGGUGCUGCAAACUGUGUGUAAAUCAUUCAAAUUAAGCUGACUUGUGCAAUGUUUAAUGCUGCGUCUAGCAGCAGCCAAAACCCCUCCUUUGCAACUUCUCCGACUUCUGAAAUUGAACUGGGCAUCGCUCACCUUCUUUCAAGUUGUAAGGACUGGUAAGUUACCCAUUGACUGAAACAAGAGAUUCUCAAGAAGCUGCUUUCUGGGUCAGUGUUAUGGUCUGUGUUUCUGAUGCAGUACAGUAGACUAGCAAUGUACUCCCAGCCGGAUUUCAUAACUCUAAAAAUGUGAUUUUUUAAAUAUACUGUAUUUUUUUAGACAUUAAGACGUAAGCACUGUCCUCGGACUUUCCCAAAACAGUGUCAGGGUAGGCAUUGGGCUUUUUCAGUUUUAGAAGCUGAGGCAAGUGUGUCAAUCAUCACGUUGUGAAUUUGCUAGAUGCUACUUUUUCUUUUCUUUUUUGUAAAUUUUGUAAUUUUGUUCGAUCUUUUUAGAAUUAAUUACUGUAUUACAUUAUUUUUAGGCGAAAGCAACCAGUCACACCCUCACUUUUCUUAGUAGCUUGGGAACUGUUCUGAAUUUGAAGGGGGUGAGGAUAUAGACUGGGGUUUAAUCAGUCUCAUAGGCCAUUAUCGAAAAACGAUUGUUGCCUGUGGAAAUUUAUCCCAACAUUAGCAAAUUCAGCUGCUUGAAAGAAACUGACUGAUACAAAAUAUGAUCAUUCUGUUGUUUCAAAUAUUAGGUUUUCCCCCAGCUGGUUCUGAAUUACUACUGCUUUUGAACAUGAUGCAAUUGUAUCAAAGAUUUUCCGUGAAUUGGUGAGGACUAGAAACUUUUGGAGAGUUUACAAAACCUCGCAUCAAAAAGCUUUGAAUCGGAGUCCUUUUGUGCCACCAUUGUGCCUCUUUUACAUUACAUGUGAGAUAUACUACAGAAUUCAUGCCCUCAAUCCACCUAAAGCCAGAUUCUGUUGAUUUCAGUGGGAAAGACUUGAAUAUGUACCUAAUUCUCCCAGUGAUAUCUACGAGUUUUAAAUGGCUCUGGAUCUUUGCUGCAUGUUACACUGUGUUCUAUAGCAAAUUGUGAAAAUGCUAUCCUACUGACAAUGUCGUACCAAAUCCUCUUAUUUUAUAUGUGGUCCCAGCCUCUAAGACUCACUUCAGAUUGAAAAGAGAGGAGAACCUUUGCUUUUCACUGAGCAGAAUCCUUUUAAACAACCUGUGGAGGCUGAAGGCUCAUUUACACGCAAUCUUAUCUCAUGAGAACAGGCCCAAAGCUUGCUUCAGACUUAGGUGCCUAUACUGUGGCGCGUUGCCAAGUGCCAAAGGCCCCUGAUUUCAUUUCUAGACAUAAGAAUUGGUCAACAGCACUGGCCAGUUUGCAGUCCCACAUCAAAGCAGAUGUGCCUGAAAGUGAUCCGAGAGAAUCUGUGAUCUCAACUUGAAUUCCUCGAUUUGCAGGGAGUUGCUCCCUCAGGGUAGCAUCAUCUGUGAUCAAGUUGACAGGAUCGAGGCGUUCAUUUGUCAGUCAACCAUUUUCACUACCUCUCAGUGUGAAUUUCGAGACUUGGCCGGCCUCCUCACAAAAUGGCCGCCACCUCCAAUCCUCUCAUCCGCAAAAUGGAGUCUGCAUUGUUCUAGAGCAGGGCCUCAUUGGAGACACACACCAACUCAUCCUGUGUCAUGGAAAUCCAUGUGUCUCUAACCCAACAUAACCUCUUGGUUUGGGUUAGGCUUUGCCAUUAAACGGGAAGGUGGUUUCUAAAAGCCGUUACGUUUUCUGUCUCUUACGGCGAACGUUAUCUUGUUUCUCAAGGCACUAUGUUGAACGGUGUUGCCUCUUACCCCCAAACACUUCCACCUGGGGUUUUGCAAUAGAAAAGUCACACCUUGCCUUAUUGUGGUAACUGUAAGGUCCUGGUCUAGCACUUUUUUAAAAAAAGGAUUGGGACCUUAUAACUGCCCCAGCCUUAUUCUGUUUGUGUAGAAAACAAUCAUGGGGUGGUAACUUGAAGAAAAGAAAAAAGGACGAUGGUUGAGAUGCAACUGUAGCUGACUUUUAACAGAUAUGCCAUAAGUGGAGCCCUGGCAGAGUCAUAAUGCAAUAGCUGAAUCCAAUGGGGAGCCUGGGCUGGUGUAAGACAUAGAAUCAUAGAGUUGGAAGGGGACCAAUUGGUCAUCUAGUCCAACCCCCUGCCAGCCUAUCAUUUGCAGUCUUGUACUGUUGUGUUCCUGUUGUUUACACAACAAAAAUAGUUUGCCCAACACCACCAACGCUCCCACUUCUUGCCCUGACAUGACAGUGGAUCUUCCCUAAAUGGGUUAUAUCCCAUGUCAGUCAUACUGUUGAGUAGACCCAUUGGAACUGGCGAGCGCAGCUAAUGAAAGUCCCUUUAUUUCAGCGGAUCUGCUUUUUAGUACGGCUUAGCGAGAUAUAACCCAAUCAUUCUGCAAACAAAACUUUUAUAUUGUGUUUUUU